Messenger RNA from Cooperia oncophora, 210 nucleotides. Lineage: Eukaryota; Metazoa; Nematoda; Chromadorea; Rhabditida; Trichostrongylidae. The record is from the annotation of a GenBank genome assembly.
AUGUUUUUACGAGUAGGUGAAGGCUUUCCCUUCGAGAUAAUAGCUGAUGAGGAUCGCUCGCUGGCUACAGCAUUAGGUAUGCUGGAUCCUGCAGAAAAGGAUAGCAGUGGAAUGCCACUCACAGCGCGUGCUGUCUUCAUAAUCGACCCUAAGAAACAGCUUCGUGCACAAAUACUCUACCCCGCAACAACUGGCAGAAACUUUGAGUAA